Molecule: messenger RNA, 948 nt
Organism: Trichoderma atroviride IMI 206040
Lineage: Eukaryota; Fungi; Ascomycota; Sordariomycetes; Hypocreales; Hypocreaceae
Source: RefSeq, a predicted model, not a curated record
CCUGUUAUUCACCAACGAGUCAACACACUACCGCAUGAGCCCGAGACAGCCAUGGCCGUUGAUGAAGUGCCUACUCAAACAGAGGAGAUAAAACGGCCGUGCAUGCCGGCACUUAUCGUGGGUGGCUUCAACGGAAAAGAUAUUGAUCAGAUUGAUCAGAUCCAUCCGAGCAGGGUCCUCACAGAGAACCUCUUCGCAUGGCGUCAGGCCGGCAGAUGGGAGAAGGGGAAUCUACAACGCAUCUGCUUGUCACGAGCUCAGAUUGCGGCAAUAGAAAGAAGGAAGGAAAGAGAAGAAGACGAAGAAGAAGAGAGGCAAAGGGUGGUAAACAGUCAACCCCCGAAGCCACUGCAACGCGGAGAUUCCAUCAAACUUUGGUACUCCGAUUGGAAAGCCAAAGAGUGGCAGAAGAAAAGGGGGGGUUUUGAUCAACUUCCUUGUUAACCUACUUCUGACUUGGGCUUUUGUUUUUCUUUUCCUAUUGAGCAAUGAGAUCAUGGAUAUUGGGACUCUACACGCAAAGAGAUUAUGGACAUUGGGAUUCUAUGACGCAAUGAGAUGGAUAUUGGGUUUCUAUGGCGCAAUGGGAUUAUGGAUAUUGGAUUUUUUGGGAUACUGUUUGUUAACUUGGGACUGGAAUUGAAUGACUUUGUGUUACAUACUGCUUCCUGAAACUUCCAUGUGAUCCCAACAAUAUGCCAGCAGCCAUUAUCCAGUGCUUAGUACUGAUGCUACUGAUGCCACUGCUUGAUACUACAAGUACCUACCUACUGUUGAACGAAGGUGAAAUAGUAGGACGUAAUGUGACAGUAUUCGUCGUUAUCUGACUAUGUAAACGUAGUGAUCUAGAACUAGACUACUACUAGUAGGUUGGGGUUGGCUGCGUUAUAUACAUGAUGUCGCCCAGGUAACCGACGACCUGUCGAUGGUUCCUUCAACACAUAUAGC